Danaus chrysippus (African queen) is the source of this 1032-nucleotide messenger RNA. The record is from the annotation of a GenBank genome assembly. NCBI's taxonomy places the organism in Eukaryota, Metazoa, Arthropoda, Insecta, Lepidoptera, Nymphalidae.
AUGGUGACUUCGAGAAUACCGGCUUAUUCUCUGAAUUCGGAGUUCAACCGGGAGUUCAGAAGUUUCCGCAUAACGCGAGCCACACCGCGCUCGACACUGUACGCGCCGGCCAUCGUGCCCAUACACGAGUACCCCAGGGUCAGCGUGCACGAGAGAAGAGAGGCGCUGAAGGCGGCGCUGGCGAAGGCUUGGUCCUCGAAGAGCAGCGACAAGAAGAAACAUGACACGUGGACUGUGCCGAACGAGCAAAGCAGGGCUGGGAUCACAGCUGCUGAUUUUGCUAUGAAGACACAGUACAAGAGUAACACGAAAGGCGAAGAAGUAUCUCGAGUAGCAUUAGUGAAACAUGAGUUUGAGAGCAAGGACUCGGAGCGCACACAAAAACUAGAUAGCAAAAUGGAUAACUGCCAACCGGCCAGCUUCACUUACGGCCGGUUUAAUGGCAGCGGCGUCGACAUACAGGAGACGCUCAAGAGGAAUUGUGAUAAAGGACUACACAGUGACAACAGCUAUAACGAAUACCUCAAUGUUCCUAAAUGUAACGGCAGCUUUGAAAACAGUUUCCUCAAACAAAACUUAGAGGAACAUUAUAGCAAACGCAACGGGUACGAUAUCACAGCCAAACGUCUAGAGAGAGACAUCAAUUUAAAUAACGUCGAAUAUAGUAGCCUGAAUGGCGACUCGUAUGAAACAAAGUAUCGGGUCGCGAGCGCAACGGAAUCGUUGCAAUAUAAAAGUUACGGUAAAGGCGAAACCGUUAAGAGCAAAUUACUGAGCGUGGACGGUCCGAAGACUGUGGCGUCUUGCAACGGAGAGAAGAUGAACGGUUUCAACGGCAAGGAGCACCAGCGACCUCUGACCAGCGGACCCAAGUCAGUGGUGGAACAGAGGCUGGCCGAGCGACUGGAAGUGAAGGUCGCCGAGCUACCCGCUCUGUACCUAGGAGUGGAUUCAUGGACGCCCAAAUCAGCCGCUUUCCAGAAGAGUAUGCGCGAACACGAGUGGAGCGUAUCGUAUGUACUGAACAUAUAA